Molecule: messenger RNA, 282 nt
Organism: Soboliphyme baturini
Lineage: Eukaryota; Metazoa; Nematoda; Enoplea; Dioctophymatida; Soboliphymatidae
Source: the annotation of a GenBank genome assembly
AUGGUCGCACCGCUGACCAUGAAUAGGUGGACAGGCCACGAGACGCGUCUGUCCGUGUCCGUGCUGAGACGUUUACGAGAGGCGAAAGUUGCCGGUGGUCGAACGAGAGCGGCGACGGCAGCAGCAGCGGAAAUUCAAUCGAAUCCCAGAAGCGGGUGUGGACUAGCCGACGAGGACGAGGACGAAGACGAAGACGAGGACGAGGGCGAGGACGAGGACGAGGAUGACGAGGAUGAGGCUGACGAGGACGUUCCGAGGAGUAGUCGGUGCCGGUCGCGUUGA